CGCCGUAGUAGCGCGGAUGGUGUUUUGUCGCGUCUCCGCCUCCGCGCUCCUCACUUUCUGCCGACCGCAGACGAGCGCACACAGGCCGCCGUGAACUCUCCCGGGGCCGGAUGGUAAAAUCCAACCUCCAGCGGAUCCUAAACAGUCAUUGCUUUGCCCGUGAGAAAGAAGGAAAUAAAGCGUGUGAAACUAGCAGCAUCAUGGAGGCGCUAAGUAACAGUAUUAACGACAUGAUGGGAAGUCUGUCACUGUGCUGCAGUAGUACCACUGGUCCAGGGCCUCUGUGGUGCUCCGAUGCCCCUCACCCACCUCUGAAGAUCCCAGGUGGGCGAGGGAACGGAGCACGGGAUCACUCAUCCACAGCAGCACCACCGCAGCAGCAGCUGCAGCUGUACUCCGACAGGAAGUUGACUGUGACUGAAGAGCCCGCUGGGGCCGGUUGCCCCCGGAUACUGCACUUCCAGAGCUGGCCCACCGUUUCCCGGGCGAUCAAAUGGGAGGCGGUGCUUCGGGGCCCCGGCCUGUUCGUGGAGAUUCCCAGCGUACCAUUUCCAGAGGGCAGCAAAGAGAGCUUCAUCUCUCUGCUGGAGUUUGCUGAAGAACAUCUGAAAGUCGUCAGCGUGUUCGUCUGCUUUUAUAAGAACAGAGACGAUCGUGUGAAACUGGUGCGUACGUUCAGCUUUCUGGGCUUUGAGAUGGUGAAACCGGGCCACGCUCUGGUCCCCGCUCGACCUGACGUUCUCUUCAUGGCCUACAACUUUGACAGGGAUUCCUCGGACGAAGAUUAGUCUCCUCUCAUUCCUUCUUUAGACGCGCUCCGUCUGCAGCGUGUAAACCGCUCGGAUUCGUCUACAGGCUUCAGACGGACCUGCGCAAUCGUUAGCGUGCUGUUUGACUCGUUCAUCAAGUGAAUCUGUUUUGCUUCUAAUGCUCGUGUUUUGUUUAUACGAUGUUUGAUUUUCUGGAAUGUACAAAAGGUCAUUUAUGCGUUUGAUUGGAUGUUUCUUCCUGCUCUUCAAGCCUGCCCAGGUAAAAAAAAAUAAAAAAUAAGUGCACUUGCAUAAAGUACUUAAAGUGUGCUAUUUUGGUGUACUAAAAAUGAUUAAGGUCAACUAAAUGUACUCAACUGUGCUAUUUUGGGACACCAGGAAUAUGAAGUAAAAUGUGCUUUUAAUAUACUAUCUCUGUAUUUAAAACUGUGUUUAGUCACCACUUGUAGUACACUAGUGACCGAAAGAUGGGUGACUCAAUUCAUUUUUAAAUGCAGAGAUGGUAUGUUAAAAGUGCAUUUUAGUUUAUAUUCACAGCAUCCCAAAAUAACAACACUUGAGUACACUUAGUUGAUCUUCAGCAGUGCUAAAGAAUCAUUUUUAGUGUAUUAAGUACAAAAUUAGUGCGCUUUAAGUACAUUAUGGAAGUGCACUUUUGUUUAAUCUGGGUGUGAUUGUAGGUUUCUGAGGCGUUCGCCACAGGCUUUGCUCUUCUGUUCUACAUUUACGGUCAGUUUUUACCUCGGAAUGUGCUUUGUUGUUUUUUUUAGACAUGUUUUGGAGUGAAUCGGGAUGAAUCGGUAACAUGUGAUCGAUAGAUUUCUCUGAAUGCGACUCGACUGGUACAAACUUUGAUGGGAAACGAAAUCGACGCAUCCAAAGCUCUUUUACCUCCGGCUGUCAUGUCUUGAUUUUGUAUAUCAGAAGCGUGUUUAGGCUUUCGUUGUGUGUCGGCUGUGCUGUUACUCGCGUUCCUCUCCAUAGUUUAUUUAUCACAUGGUUUGGAGCCUCUUUCUCCUCUAUAGUGGUACAUUAUACACCUUCUGUGAUUAAUAAAAACAUUAUUUAAAGACA
Molecule: messenger RNA, 1844 nt
Organism: Onychostoma macrolepis
Lineage: Eukaryota; Metazoa; Chordata; Actinopteri; Cypriniformes; Cyprinidae
Gene: oaz1b
Product: ornithine decarboxylase antizyme 1b
Biological process (GO): positive regulation of protein catabolic process
Cellular component (GO): nucleus; cytoplasm
Molecular function (GO): ornithine decarboxylase inhibitor activity
Source: RefSeq, a predicted model, not a curated record